Molecule: messenger RNA, 4614 nt
Organism: Coffea arabica (coffee)
Lineage: Eukaryota; Viridiplantae; Streptophyta; Magnoliopsida; Gentianales; Rubiaceae
Source: RefSeq, a predicted model, not a curated record
AUGGCUUCCUCGGAGGCCCCCCACCCGGGUGUUGGGGGGCAGCCUCUACCUGCGAAGAUCCAGCAGUCCUUUUCGGACCUGUUCAUGAGUCCUACUGCGCCAGCCUUCUCGGUUCAAGCGACGGCCUCUACACACCGUGGAGAGCCUGCUUUGAUCUUUUCACAGGAGGUGAUACACAAGCUGUCCGACCCCUUUCGAUAUGCGCUGGUUGGGAAGUUUGCUCGGGGUCGACCUUCACUGGAGCUGGGGCAGCCAAUGAAGCUGUUCAAGUGGACGCGUUCAUUUCAUGUGGACCGGGAUCCGUCUGUGGUUCCGGUGAGGGUGUCUUUGCCCAAACUUCCCAUUCAUCUUUUCAAUCAAGAGUGCUUGUUUCAGAUUGUUGCUACGUUUGGCGUGCCGCUCUACGUUGAUGCUGCUACCGCAGCCUUGUCCCGUCCCAGCAUGGCUAGGGUUUGCGUAGAGGUUGAUCUCUUGAAGCCGUUAGUGUCCCGGGUUUGGAUUGGGAAUGGCGGACAGGAGGGGUUCUGGCAGAAUCUUGAUAUUGAGCAUCUACCGGCCUACUGUUCUGGGUGCUUUCGACAGGGGCAUAGCAAGGAUGACUGCGUGAUGCUUCAUCCGGAGUUGACGGCCCAGGCUCGGCCCACUGGGGAGGCGCAGCCUCAGGGACGACGCAAGGGAAGGCCGCCAGCUGCGGCUGUGGCGGGUGAGAAGGUAGCGGCGACGGGGGAAUUGGUUGCGCCUGCGCUUGUGGGCGAGAAGCACAGAGUGUCGGGGGUGGUUCUUGGGCCUGAUGCGGUGCCUGGGCUUGGGUCGAGUGCCCAGGCUGCUGAGCCAGUGGAGGCAGCAUCCCCGACUGCGGGGGAUGGGCGGGGAGUCUCGGCCCUUCUGGGGAUGCAGGAUGGGGUGGAGGAGGCAGCGGUCCCUUUGUCGCUGCUUCCUACCGCAGGGCAGCAGGAGCCUGGUGCAGUGGUGGAGCAGCUGGUGGAUGACGCUAUUGCCUCGGCUGCAGAGGCGAUCUUUGAUGACCUUGCCGACAAAGUGGCUGCGGAGGCGGUUGAUGACGAGACCGCUUCGUCGGUGCACAUGCAGCAGGAGCAGGUUGCAAUAUUAGAAUUGAAUCUUUCUCCACGCAAAGCUGCUCCUCCCUUGGCGGCCAUGGAGGCGCUUAAACGCCGGCGUGGCGACUUGAAACAGAGACAGCCUGGGGUGGUCGCUGCCCCGCCAGGGGUUUGUGAACCCAAAAUGGAUGCUUCUCGUUUUGAUUGGAUUCGCCAGAGGUUGGGCUUUGAUGGUUGUUGUCCUACCAAUGAUGGCCGCCUUGUUGUUUUUCACUCUAGUGAAUUUUCUUGCUCUAUUGUGGGUCAAUCUUCUCAGUAUUUGGCCCUCCGCGUGACGCACUCUCAGAUGAGUAUUGAGGUGGUUGGGGUCUUUGUGCAUGCGGCCUGCUCAGUCAGUGACCGCCGCGAGCUUUGGGCGGGCUUAUGUGCUUUGCAGGUGUUGGGUCUUCCUCUUCUCUUUCAUGGUGACUUUAAUGUAAUCUUGUAUGCGGAGGAGAAGAGAGGAGGUCGGCCUUUUCGCAGGGCUGAGUCGGAGGACUUCCAUGCUUUCAUUCAGGAUUUGGACUUAACAGAUGUGGGAUUCUCUGGGAACCUGUUUACGUGGUGUAAUAAUCGUCAGGGUAGGGCGCGGGUCUGGAAGCGGUUGGAUCGAGUCCUGGUUGAUUGCGGCUGGUUGGGUAGUGGUGUGGUGCCUUUGGUUCAUCACUUGGCGUGCACUGCUUCUGAUCAUUCUUCGUUGCUGGUUUCUUACUUGAUUUCAAGCUCGUCAUCUCCGAGGAGCUUCCGGUUCCAAGAUGUUUGGCUUCGGCAUGCUAGUUUUAAGGGCGUUGUUCAGGAGGCCUGGCUCUCUGGUAGCACUGGCCGACCGAUGCGACGCUUCUUGUAUAAGUUGAAGGCGGUUAAGGCGGCUUUGACUGUUUGGAACAAAAAUGUUUUCGGUAACGUGUUCGAUGCCUUAAAACAGGCCGAGGAGGAGGUUGCUCAGUUGGAGGCUGAGGCGGCGGCCCGACCAUCCCCGGAGGUGGACUUGCGGCUGGUGCAGGCUUCGUCAGUCUUGAAGGAAGCUUUGUUGCGUCAGGCCAUCUUCUGGCGGCAGAAAUCGAGGUUACGUUGGCUGAAGGAGGGAGAUGCCAAUUCUAAGUUUUUUCACUCUUAUGUACGUCAACGCAGGGUGAAGGUUCGUAUUCAUCGGCUUCAGACUUCCUCUGGUGCGUGGACUGAUGAUGUAGGUUCUAUUCAUGCGAUGGCGGAGACUUUCUUCUCUGACUUGUUUACCCAGGGGCCACUGGAUCAGGUGACGGGGGAUAAAUUGUCUCGAAUCCCGACAAUUUUGUCAGAGGAUGAUAAUCUGGAUUUGGAACGGCUUCCUACUGCUGAGGAGGUUCGAGGGGCGGUCUUCUCUUUGGAUAGGGACAGUUGCUCAGGCCCGGACGGGUUCCCAGGGUCCUUUUAUCAGGCUUGCUGGGAUAUUAUAGGAGGGGACCUCUCAGAUGCAGUCGCGGAUUUCUUUGUUGGUGCGGAUCUCCCGUGUGGAAUUUCGGCCACUUUGUUGGCCUUGAUUCCUAAACAGUCGGCCCCUAAGACCUUUGCUGAUUUUAGGCCGAUUAGUCUCUGGAAGGGCCAUUCUGAUAACAUUUUGCUUGCUCAGGAGAUGAUUUCUAGGAUUGGGAGAAAGGUCCGGGGUUCUAAUGUGGUUUUGAAACUGGACAUGGCCAAAGCCUAUGACAGGGUAUCGUGGAUGUUUCUGCUAUCUGUUAUGCGGAAAUUCGGGUUUGGUGAGGUUUGGUUGGACAUGGUUUGGCGUUUGGUUUCCUCCUGUCAUUUUUCAGUGUUGAUCAAUGGUGGUCCGGUCGGGUUUUUCAGGUCCACUAGGGGUUUGCGGCAGGGUGAUCCGCUGUCUCCAGCGCUUUUCAUCAUUAUGGCGGAGUUCCUGUCUCUUUCACUCUGUAGUGGUUUCAUCCCUUAUUCGGUUCCUUCAGGAGGGUCCCCCCCUGUGCAUCUGGGGUAUGCGGACGACGUUAUAGUCUUUUGCAAUGGGGGGUGGGUUUCGGUGCGGAAAGUCAUGGGUGUUUUAAUUGAUUAUCAGCGAGUGUCUGGUCAGCUGGUUAAUGUCUCGAAGAGUUGUUGUUUACUCUCUAAGAAGGUUUUUGGUCUUCGCAGUCGGAGGGUUGCGGAGGAAACGGGUUUUGCUCGUAAGUCUUUGCCAAUCACGUAUUUGGGGUGCCCCUUGUAUGAGGGUCGGCGAUCUAAGUCCUUGUUUGCUGGGAUCAUAUAUAAAGUUCAGGCUCGUUUGCUGUCCUGGCAGAAUCGGUGGCUUUCCAUGGGGCCGCGGCUAAUUCUUAUUCGGCAUGUGCUUACGUCCAUUCCAGUUCACUUGCUUGCAGUCUUGGAGCCCACUCGAGGGGCAAUUUGGGAGAUUGAGAGGAUGUUUGUGCUGUUUUUUUGGGGGGAUAACCAUUUUCACUGGUGUGGUUGGUCUAAGGACUCUCUGUGGGCGAGGUUUUUGUCUAGUUUGUACCUUCGGGGAGGUCAUCCUAAUCAAGUGGUGGUUGGUCCGUCGCGUUCGGCGAUCUGUCGGCGGUUGUUCCAAGUUUGUGAGCAGAUGGAAUUACAGAUCCGUUGGGACGUUUGUCUGGGAGAUUGUUAUUUCUGGUGGGAUAAUUGGAGCGGUUUGGGCCCCCUUGGCUGGCAGUUUCUAGACCUUUCUUCCGACCAGAAGGUUAGUGACUUUUGUGUUCAGGGGAGUUGGGAUUGGGUUCGUCUCUCGUCUUUCCUUCCUACAGAGAUUUUGGAGGUGAUGGGGGAGACUUUUAUGUGUUUUGGGGAUCUGCCAGAUCAGCCUUGUUGGCAGUUGGCAUCCUCGGGCUUUUUCUCCACGGCCUCGGCUUACCCGCUGGUCCGUCGGGCUGGAGUGAAGUCUCUGGUCUUUCGGUCGCUGUGGGAUUCCUCCAUUCCACUUAAGGUUUCUUGUUUUGCAUGGCGGUUGUUUUCCAGUAGGUUGCCUUUGGAUGAUGUGUUACGUACUCGGUGCCGGUUUGCGGGGCCCUCCCAGUGCCCGUUGUGCUUGGCUGCUCAAGAGACGGCUGAUCAUUUGUUUUCCUCCUGCCUGGUGGCCCAGGCUGUCUGGUCAUUUUUUGAGUGUCGGUUGGGGAUUCCGAUGGCUUAUUGCGGCUAUCGGACUAGAUGUAUGACCUGGUGGUCUCAACCUGUGAGUACGAUGUCGAUUCGGUGGUUGUACAGGAUUUUGUCAUUGAUCAUUCUUUGGUUUUUGUGGAAGGCUUCGAAUAAAUGGCGCUUCGAUGGCAUUAAGUGGUCUGUCCAAACCCUGUGUUACUCUAUAUCUCAUGAGCUUUGGCUUAUUUGUUCUGUCAAGUUUCCUGGGGGUUCACUUCCGCCUGAAUUUGGGGGACUUGUGUCCGUCAUCUGGGGGAUCCAGCGCCCCUUAAGUUCUACUUUGGUUAGUUGGGAAUUCCCGCAGAAUGGGUUUGUCAAGCUUAAUACUGACGGGUCUUCCUCAUCUACGGCCGGUGCUAGUGGUAUUGGUGGGAUUCUCUGA